AUAGCAAGCCAGCGCUCGAGAGGCCGGGAGACUGGGGUGGAGCCUUGGGAGACUGCGGAGGCAGAAUUCUCAGGAUUUACUAUGUGGAUUAUCUUAUCAUCUUUCUAAAAACGGGUGGAAUUGGCUAUGGAUAAUUCAUAUGAUUUCAGUGAACGAAGUUCAUGUAAUGGAAUUUCAUCUGAGAGGAAAAAUAACUUCCUUGUGUCAGAAGAUCAUGGGCAGAAAAUCCUAAGUGUUCUGCAGAAUUUUAGAGAACAAAAUGUCUUUUAUGAUUUCAAAAUAAUUGUGAAGGAUGAGAUCAUCCCCUGUCAUCGGUGUGUGCUAGCAGCAUGCAGUGACUUUUUCAGGGCUAUGUUUGAAGUAAAUAUGAAAGAAAGAGAUGACGGAAGUGUUACAAUUACUAAUUUAUCCUCCAAAGCAGUAAAAGCAUUUCUUGAUUAUGCCUAUACUGGAAAAACAAAAAUCACAGAUGAUAAUGUGGAAAUGUUCUUCCAGUUGUCAUCAUUUCUUCAAGUUACCUUCCUCUCCAAAGCUUGCAGUGACUUUUUAAUAAAAAGCAUUAAUCUCGUCAAUUGUUUACAUUUAUUAUCUCUAUCAGAUAGCUAUGGCUCUGCCCGUUUGUUUGACCAUGCUUUAUACUUUGUACAGCACCAUUUUUCCUUGUUAUUUAAGUCGAGUGAUUUCUUAGAGAUGAGUUUUGGAGUCCUGCAGAAAUGUCUGGAAUCAGACGAAUUAAAUGUUCCCGAGGAAGAAACAGUACUGAAGUUCGUCCUUAGUUGGAUUAAACAUAACUUAGAAUCAAGGCAAAAGCAUCUGCCCCAUUUGAUUCAAAAAGUAAGACUGCAUCAUUUAUCUGAGGAUACGCUUCAAGACUAUCUGCUCAAUGAAGAAUGUUUACUUAAAAGCACUAACUGUUUUGACAUAAUGGUAGAUGCCAUUAAGUGUGUGCAAGUUUCUAGUGGCCUCUUCCCUGAUGCUCGGCCAUCCACAACUGAGAAAUAUAUAUUCAUCCACAAGACUGAGGAAAAUGGAGAAAACCAAUAUACAUUCUGCUAUAAUAUUAAAACGGACUCAUGGAAAAUCCUACCCCAAUCACAUCUGAUUGAUUUGCCGGGGUCUAGUCUAUCUAGUUAUGGAGAGAAAAUCUUUCUGACUGGUGGCUGCAAAGGGAAGUGCUGUAGAAAGGUCCGCCUUCAUAUUGCUGAGACUUACCAUGAUGCCACUGAUCAGACCUGGUGCUACUGUCCAGUCAAAAAUGACUUCUUCUUGGUAUCAACUAUGAAAACACCAAGAACCAUGCAUACUUCAGUUAUGGCACUCAAUAGGUUAUUUGUCAUUGGUGGAAAGACUAGAGGAUCUCAGGAUAUUAAAAGUCUCCUUGAUGUUGAAUCUUACAACCCCCUCUCCAAAGAAUGGACAUCUGUGAGCCCAUUACCCAGAGGCAUAUACUACCCUGAAGCAAGUGCAUGCCAAAAUGUAAUUUACGUUCUUGGAUCAGAGGUAGAGAUUGCGGAUGCAUUCAACCCAUCACUUGAUUGCUUUUUUAAAUACAAUGCCACAACCGAUCAGUGGUCUGAACUAGUGGCAGAGUUUGGGCAGUUUUUUCAUGCUACUCUCAUUAAAGCUGUCCCUGUGAACUGCACGCUAUAUAUAUGUGACCUUUCCACAUAUAAAGUUUACAGUUUCUGUCCUGAUACUUGUGUUUGGAAGGGUGAAGGGUCUUUUGAAUGUGCAGGAUUUAAUGCAGGUGCAAUUGGAAUCGAAGAUAAGAUUUAUAUUCUAGGUGGGGAUUACGCACCAGAUGAAAUCACAGAUGAAGUCCAGGUCUACCACAGCAGCAGAUCUGAGUGGGAAGAAGUUUCACCAAUGCCCAGGGCCUUAACUGAAUUUUACUGCCAGGUGAUUCAGUUCAAUAAAUACAGGGACCCGUGGUUUUCCAAUCAUUUCUAAAGGUAGUAUGUGCUUACAUAUUCUAAAUCUGUUCCAGUUCUAGUAACCUACAGGUAAAUUUAUUUAUUGUAAGGAUUGGCUAAAAGGUCUUUACAUCUUAAUAUUCCUCCUCUAAGAGAAUUACCAUGUAUGUAUGCUGUCUAUGAAGAAAGAGUUCCCAGAUAUUUUAAGUGAAAAAGACAUUGUAUCAAAAAUUAGGCUGAAUUAUGAUUUAAUCUCAAAGAUUCCAGAACACUUAGCAUUCUUAAAUGUAAGUAAAAGUUAUAGGCUUUGAUGCUUUGUUUUUUAUAAAGUAUUUUAACCAUGAAAAGUAGUAAGAAAAAAAAAACAAGAGUUUAUAGGUCUGUGCAAUUUAGGUGGAGGAAGCCCCUUGUAAUAGUAAAAAGGUAAUUGUGAAAGUAAAAGGUAAAAGUCUAUUAUGAUGUUAGAGGCAAUUUAGAAAAUAAGAGCUGUUGAAUUCAUUUUUUCAGGUCCUUCUUUAAUUUUUUGUCAGACUUUUUUUAUUGAAACAUAUUUUCCUAUCCUUCUAGUCAGUACAA
Messenger RNA from Dipodomys spectabilis (banner-tailed kangaroo rat), 2489 nucleotides. It is a transcript of the gene Kbtbd3, whose product is annotated as kelch repeat and BTB domain containing 3. Lineage: Eukaryota; Metazoa; Chordata; Mammalia; Rodentia; Heteromyidae. The transcript is spliced from 4 exons. Gene Ontology annotation, molecular function: protein binding. Bases 127 to 1950 code for a protein of 607 amino acids. The record is from RefSeq and is a predicted model, not a curated record.